Molecule: messenger RNA, 574 nt
Organism: Nilaparvata lugens (brown planthopper)
Lineage: Eukaryota; Metazoa; Arthropoda; Insecta; Hemiptera; Delphacidae
Biological process (GO): regulation of transcription by RNA polymerase II
Cellular component (GO): transcription regulator complex; nucleus
Source: RefSeq, a predicted model, not a curated record
GCCCAUGCUGUGGAUGAACUCCACGCUGUGGGGCACGAGCACCAUGAGCUUCACACGUGACGAGGAGCUGCAAUUGGUCGGCAUUGUACAGAGCUACCCCUGUCUCUACGACCAGACGCAUCGCAACUACAAGGACGUAUUUCUGCGCGACAGUCUUUGGCGCGAGAUCGCUUUGAAGUUCGACGGCAAAACAGACGAGGACUGCAAAAAACGUUGGCGAACAAUCAGAGACACGUACAGGAGAAGACAUAAGAAGACAAGCCAACAGAAUCAGGAGAAUGGCGCAAAAAAGCGAUUGUGGCACUUGGCUUCCUACCUCGGGUUUUUGGAAAAUUGCAACGACGAAGUCAAAUCUACAGCAGUGGCAUCAUACGAAGAGAGAGGGGAGGGAUGUGAAGAUGGUCUGCAGGGUGAAAGUGAAGAGAUAACAGUUGAGUACACCAACUCCCCCACACCUCCUUCCAUAGAUAACGAGAAUGAUGGGGAUUACCCACCCUCGCCCUCCACCGCCUCACAAUCAGCUGUCGAGGAUCGAACUCCACGCGGAAGUAAGCGGAAGAGGUCUCACAGGUGA